AGUUUCCAUCACUUUUCUUCAAGGAAAAAAAAAAAAAUGUAUCCCCCUCCUCCAUCCUAUGACAAUGCAAAAUAUUCACAAGGGUAUGCAGAUGCUAUGAACAUCCCUCCUAGAGAACCCUACCCUCCCUCCAAUCUUGCAACUGGAACACGGUGGUCGACCGGUCUCUGUCAUUGUUGCGAUGACCCUGCAAACUGUUUGAUUACUUGCUUUUGUCCUUGUGUUACGUUUGGACAGAUUGCUGAGAUAGUUAACAAGGGUGACAUAUCUUGUGCAGCUAGUGGUGCAGUUUAUGGGCUUCUAGUGGGCUUUGUGGGCUCAUCAUGCUUGUACUCAUGUUUUUACCGUUCAAGAUUGAGAGGGCAAUAUAACUUGCAGGAGGCACCUUGCGCCGAUUGCUUAACUCACUUCUGUUGUGAACCAUGUGCUCUUUGUCAAGAGUAUAGAGAGCUCAAGAACCGUGGUUUUGAUAUGGGGAUUGGUUGGCAGGCAAACAUGGAAAGGCAAAACAGAGGAAUCACCAUUGCUCCUGUUGUUGGAGGAAUGUCCCGAUGAUCGGAACACACCAAGCUAGCUGCAGAUAUGAACACCUAAUAGGCUGUAUUCGUUAUGCUAAUUUUACUGUUUUCAUUUAUUAUAUUGUUUUUGGCUUAUUGUAAUCAUCGGAUCAAUAAGGAUCCUUCUCACUUUCAGAAAUUUUAACUUUGGAGACAAAAGAAUGCUUGU
Molecule: messenger RNA, 726 nt
Organism: Pistacia vera
Lineage: Eukaryota; Viridiplantae; Streptophyta; Magnoliopsida; Sapindales; Anacardiaceae
Product: cell number regulator 1-like
Exons: 3
Coding region: 37-555 (172 amino acids)
Source: RefSeq, a predicted model, not a curated record